This is a messenger RNA of Colletotrichum lupini, 1782 nucleotides long. Its product is annotated as complex 1 protein. Bases 1 to 1782 code for a protein of 593 amino acids. The record is from RefSeq and is a predicted model, not a curated record. The transcript has 8 exons. Gene Ontology annotation, cellular component: mitochondrion. NCBI's taxonomy places the organism in Eukaryota, Fungi, Ascomycota, Sordariomycetes, Glomerellales, Glomerellaceae. Gene Ontology annotation, biological process: respiratory electron transport chain.
AUGAGCGUCGUGAAUACCGAGUUGCGGAGGCGGGUCAUUGCCAUUUACAAGGGUAAGUUGAGAGUCUUUUCAGUAUUGUUACAAAACCUGCGCAAUUCUAACGUCUGUCGCUGGCGCAUCCUUACUCUACGACAGAUACUUGUCGUCCUGAGACUGAUGAUGCGGUUGAAUUUCGUCAAGUCGACUGACCACAGCACGACCAAACCCAGAGCUCUCUCUUUCCCAACACAUCUUUUUGCCCCUCGCCCUCUCUCUAUUCUAUUCACUGCCUCCCUCUACAAUAUCCGCUCACCUUCCAUCCAACUCCUCUACUUGGGCCGGGAAUACCCCCUCGGCUACGAUUACUUCCGCCCCCGCCUGCACAAGGCGUUUUCUGCGAAUGCUGCGCUGCGGGAUGAGGAGGCUAUUCGAAGGGGGAUCGAGAGGGCUGAGUUUGUGAAGAAGGGUACGUUGUCUUCCUGUCUUUCUUUCUUUAUGUCUUUCUCUGGGUUUGGGGGAUGGCGUGUCCUUCGUCCGUGGACAGGGCAAGUUGGAGUUGGUUUCUUCUGUCUCCACGUUGGAGGCGAGUGUGUCUCGUGGUGCACCAGCAUGAGUCUCGAUAUACUAUAUGCGCCUCAAAGUCCCCAAUCUCAGCCAUCUAAACCGGAUGCCGCUCUCUUCCGGGCGUGGGAAGUGCUCUCCAUGAAGUACUUACCGUCUAGUGCGACUGCAUCUAGUUCUGGGCAACUUUCAUCCUUUGCCCAACUGCGUUUGUUCCAUGCUAGACUUCCCAAGUGGACAACAUCGCUUUACUCCCCCAACUCUAUCAGAGUCAUGACCUUCCAUCAUUCCCGUCAUGGACUCACCCUUUGUAUCUCAUCCCUCUUUCCUCCCCAUUCUAAAUCGAAGCAUUGUAAGUCAGCCCAGUGCCUCUCACCUGCGCUUUCCAAAAAAGGCCCCCGUCUGCGUCCACGUCCAUCCAACUUCGCAACCUCGUCUCCCCAAGUACACAUUAUCACUUCCAUGACAAUCCUUGAGAGUUCAAUACUCUUCAACGGCACGUACGCUGUUCAACGCGUCCCCCUUUCAAGCCAUCCCGCCGUACCUCCCCCUCCCCCCUCCAACACCCAAACCGAGUCCUUCCUCAGGCGUGUUUCCUUACAGAGCAAGUGCGUUUUGCUAGGCGCGAUUCGCACGGUCAAAGUCAGUCUUCCAUACAUCCUCUAUCCUCCUUCCUCACCCCCUCUCCCAGAAAAUCAAAGUAAAAAAACAGAGGGCAUGAUUCGCUAUCGCAGCAUACAACGGGUGACGACGCCACAGUUGGCAACACCAGACCGCCCAAAAAGAAGAAGAGAAAAUUUGCCCUGCCUCUUCACAUCCUCAACCUUACUCGAGACCUUGUCUAAGCCCCUGAUUCGAUCACACUCUACAAUGAUAUACCAUCCAAACAACUCGUACCAAGUCGGUCCUUGUCCCCCCUCCGUCCUCACAUCCAACUCAUCCAACUCAUCCCCCGCUUCCCUUACCAAUGGUCGUACAAGUCAAUUCGAGAUGUUAAUCGACUGGCGAUUCCCCUUCACGGCGAGGCAAGUCGCCUCCGUCGAGUGCCCGCAUGGCUUUCAUGGAAAACCCAUCACUCUCUUCCGAAUGCCAAGUCACUCCAUGCAUUCAAGGUUACAGCAUAUGCUUCUCCAGGGCGCCAUAAUCCCCCUCAUUACUCUCCUCUCUCAGCAUCGUGUAUAUGUAGAUGAUGUGGUAGUAGAUGACGAUGAUGAUGAUGUUGACGAUGGGGUAUCUCGAUGA